AUGUCUCCCAUUUCGUUUUACAUUGCUUUAAGCUCUGUCUUGGGUAUUGCUAUGAUCACUGAUAUCAGUGGAUGUAAAGAUGAUGAAAGAAGUUAUCUGCUCGAUUUCAAAGGGGGCCUAAACGACUCCUAUGCUCGAUUAAGCUCAUGGCGAGGAUACAACUGUUGCCAGUGGCAGGGAAUUCUUUGUGGCUACCAAACAAAUCAUGUCAUUCAACUUGACCUCAAAAACCCUUAUCGUAAGGGAAAUGAUUUGGAUGGUUACAAGGUCGACCGUCCGUUGAGUGGGGAGAUUCAUCCGUCUCUGUUUAAUUUGCAGCAUCUACGCCACUUGGAUUUGAGUUGGAAUGACUUCGAGGGCAUUGCUAUACCUCAUCAGUUGGGAAGCCUCAAGAAGCUUACAUUUCUUAGCUUGGCUUAUGCUGGAUUUGAGGGUGAGAUCCCUCUAGAAUUCGGAAAUUUGUCAGCCUUACAGUAUCUUGAUCUGUCAGACUAUUAUUCCUCCAAAUUCAGACUCAAGAGUUCAAGAUUUGGUGAAUGGGUAAGAAGUCUGAGAAAUUUGGAGUACCUGGCGAUGAGGAAUCUGAACCUUGAAAAAGCAUCUCACAACUGGGGCGACUCCCUGUCAAGUCUCUCUAAUCUUAGCCAGAUUUACUUGUCUCAUUGUAGUCUUUCAGGAAGCAUUCCUUCACUUCUAAAUCUCAUCCGUUUAUCUCACCUCCAUCUUAUCGAUAACUCAUUCCCAUUCACGCUACCAGCUUGGUUCAAGAAUGUUUCGUCCUUGGUGUCACUUGACCUCAGUUCUUGUGAUCUCAGUGGUUCUAUCCCUUCCGAUUUCCUUCACGGCUCUUCAAGUUUGAGAAAACUUAGCCUGGCUGUUAACAAUCUACAGGGAGAAAUUCCUCCUUCCAUUGCAAACUUUUCAAAACUUCAGACCCUAGAUGUUGUCGACAAUCAGUUAACAGGGGUUAUACCCCCAUUUGGAUAUCUAAUGGAGCCACUGUCUAGUCUUUCGAAGAUUGAUCUUUCAUUUAACCAGUUGAAGGGUGGAGUGCCAUACUGUCUUGGUAGGAUUUCCUCCCUCCGGUAUCUGGUUCUAGAGUACAACCAGCUAAAUGGUGAUAUCCCGACUUCUUUGGGUCAGCUUUCUCUAUUACGCCGCCUUGUCUUAAAUAAUAAUCAGUUGUCUGGAGCAAUACCAGAUUCAUUUUCAGAGCUUGUUGGAUUGGAAAAUCAGCUGACCAUUAACAUUUCUUCAAGUUGGGUUCCACAGUUUUCUCAUCUGGGAUACCUGGGACUGAGCUCAUGUAAUAUUGAAGGCAAUUUUCCAGCAUUUCUCUCUACUCAGUAUUCACUAAGAGACUUAGACCUGUCAGAUAACAGAAUUAGCGGUGGUGUUCCCGCUUGGCUACGGGACCUUACCUAUCUUCAGAAGCUCAAUCUUUCAAAUAACCAACUAGAAGACUGUCUGCCCCAACUCAAUUACAAAGUGUUUAUCUUUUUGGACUUGCAUAAUAAUAGCUUUCAUGGCUCUAUUUCAGGUCUUUCUUUCGGAGGAAUCAUACUGGAUUUGUCACAUAACAAGUUUAAUGGCUCAAUUCCUGGUACAAUUCAUCCAUUGUUCACUAUGUCCCUGUCAGCAAAUAAUCUGAGUGGACGUAUGCCGCAUUCAAUAUGUAAAGCUGGAAAUGAAAUAACGAUUUUGGAUUUAUCAGACAACAGAUUAAGGGAUGUGAUUUCUGCGGAUCUGGGGAAAUAUAUUCGAGUAUUUGACAUAGGAAAUAACAGGUUUCGAGGGAGCAUCCCAGUUUGGAUUGGAAAGAUGAGAAAAUUACACAUCCUCAGCUUGACAAAUAGUCAGUUUGAAGGUAGUAUUCCGCCCCAGUUGUUUGAGCUACAUAAUCUUCAGGUCUUAGAUUUAUCGCAUAACAAUAUAUCACGAACUAUCCCUAGAGGUUUAGAAAUGCUACAUGCUAUGGUAAAUCAAUCACAGAGUUUUGAAAUGCAAAGUUAUGAGCACACAGUGGGUAUCAGGAUUAAUGCAAACCCAUACAUCUAUGCAUUAGUAGAUUUUCUUGGUCAAAUAACGCUGUGGAUUAAAGGAACGGCACGUCCAUAUCCAAAAAUCUGGAGAUCAUUCAAAGUCAUGGACCUGUCACAUAACAAGCUCUGGGGCAGCAUUCCUCACAAAAUAGGACUUCUCCGGGGCCUAGUUGCUCUCAACAUUUCCAACAAUACUAUGAGUGGCUCAAUUCCGGAAUCUUUGGGUCAGAUGGUUAAUCUGCAGUCUCAGGAUCUUUCAGAAAACAUGCUGUCAGGGAAGAUUCCGCCAGAACUUGUCAGUCUCACGUUCCUUUCUGUCUUGAAUCUUUCAGACAACAUGCUUUCUGGGUUAAUACCGCAGGGAAAUCAGUUUUCAACCUUUGAAGCCUCUUCAUUUCUAGGGAACCCCAACCUCAGAGGACCCCCCCUUGAAAAUAUAACACAGAGCUCUGGUUUUGGAGAAAGAGGUAGCCAGGUAGAGUCGAACAGUACAGUAGUUGCAGAUCCAGAUAAAAUGGAUCGAUGGUGGGCAGUUGCAGUAGGAUUAUGUUACGGGGUGGGAUUUGCUUCUGUGAUUGCUUUGUUGUGUUUUCACAUAGAAUGGAGGUACAGAUGCUUCAUUUUGCUGGAUGGUGUUGUGGCUUAUCUUUGUGAACGUUAA
This is a messenger RNA of Cryptomeria japonica (Japanese cedar), 2703 nucleotides long. RefSeq names its product receptor-like protein EIX2. NCBI's taxonomy places the organism in Eukaryota, Viridiplantae, Streptophyta, Pinopsida, Cupressales, Cupressaceae. The record is from RefSeq and is a predicted model, not a curated record. The coding region runs from base 1 to 2703 and encodes 900 amino acids. The transcript is spliced from 3 exons. Gene Ontology annotation, molecular function: protein binding.